Molecule: messenger RNA, 905 nt
Organism: Hippocampus zosterae (dwarf seahorse)
Lineage: Eukaryota; Metazoa; Chordata; Actinopteri; Syngnathiformes; Syngnathidae
Gene: thyn1
Product: thymocyte nuclear protein 1
Exons: 8
Coding region: 132-794 (220 amino acids)
Cellular component (GO): nucleus
Source: RefSeq, a predicted model, not a curated record
AAACAUUUAAAGCAGUGGCAUGCGGGUGAGGAAACCAGGACUGCUUCUAGUGACGUCACGCUUUCCGGAUUGGCGCCGGUUUCAAUGGCCGCUUGUUGAUGUGACACACGGCUGACUUUAAGAGAAAAGCAAUGCCUCCAAAGAAGAAAGUGAGAAAAAGAACAUUAAACUCAAAUGGAGACGCUGACAACGAGGUUGAUUCUUCUCCGAAGCCAAGCCUCAAGAGGAAGGCUUCAUCUUCAGUGGAGCCUUUGGAGGGGACGAGCGCCACGCAGUAUUGUCGCUGGCUCAUGAAGUCUGAGCCAGAGAGCCGCUUUGAGAAUGGCAUUGACGUCAAGUUUGGAAUUGAGGAUCUAAAGACUUUGCCUAAUCAGACCAGCUGCUGGGACGGUGUCCGCAACUAUCAGGCACGUAACUUCAUGUGUCAAAUGAAAGAGGGCCAGUUGGCUUUCUUCUACCACAGCAACUGCAAGGAACCUGGCAUAGUAGGAAUCAUGAAAAUAGUGAAGGAAUCAUAUGUGGACCACACGCAGUUUGACAAGAAAGACGUUCAUUAUGACCCUCGCAGCAAGCCAGAGAAGCCCACAUGGAGCAUGGUGGACAUCCAGUACCAAAGAAUGUUGAAGCGGUUUCUUCCUCUGUCUGAGCUCAAAGAGUACCACCUGCAACAUCGGACCAAUGGGGGCCCUCUUAAGGACAUCAUGCUCUUCACCAGACACAGGCUAUCAGUGCAGCCUCUAACCACUGAGGAAUUUGACUUUGUUCUGAGCUUGGAGGACCAAGAACCGCUGUGACUGUGCUGGGCUGAAAUCUGUCUCUUUAGUUUAUGUAGUAGAUCAUCGUAAUAUGUGUUUGUUGUAAAAUGUUUGGGGUGAUGAGACUAACAAUACUACAAUGAAAAAUAA